Messenger RNA from Saccostrea cuccullata (small rock oyster), 537 nucleotides. RefSeq lists its product as uncharacterized. The transcript has 3 exons. The coding region runs from base 1 to 537 and encodes 178 amino acids. The record is from RefSeq and is a predicted model, not a curated record. Lineage: Eukaryota; Metazoa; Mollusca; Bivalvia; Ostreida; Ostreidae.
AUGGACUUUUGUGUUGUCCAUUUUGAAUAUGACAGUCAAAUAACUGUUGUUUCGGCCACAAAAAUAAAGGUAGAUGAUGAAAUGAAUUUGCAGGCAGAAUUGCAGUGCUUAGCACCUUUCGAAACGGAAUCCAUUGGCGACGACGGUCGUGAGAUAGUGAUUAACCAAGAUUAUAAAGGGACAGUUAUCUGCACUGGCCAAGUAAAAAAGAAGGCAUCUGAUAUUGCACGUAAAUGUCAGAAACAGUUAGAAGAUGGAGAACAGCCUAAAAUGUCAGAAAAUGAAGACCCUAAGCCUAAGAAGACUAAGGAAAAGUCAGCUACAUUCAACAUUGUGACCAAAAAGAAGAAAAAAGCAGAUGAGACUAAAAGUAAAACAAAAGCUAGCAGUAAAGACAAAGUCCUGAGGCUGUCACAAACACAAGAAAAAAAAAAACAUAUAUCCGCAGAGAAAAUGGCAGAGAUGUUGGAGUUACUUGGAGGUGAUAGUCCGGACAAAAUUGGACAAACAUCCCCAACUUUGAGCCAGGCAAGUUAA